Messenger RNA from Varanus komodoensis (Komodo dragon), 3384 nucleotides. RefSeq names its product mannosidase alpha class 2B member 1 (gene MAN2B1). Gene Ontology annotation, molecular function: alpha-mannosidase activity; carbohydrate binding. Gene Ontology annotation, cellular component: lysosome. Lineage: Eukaryota; Metazoa; Chordata; Lepidosauria; Squamata; Varanidae. The transcript is spliced from 25 exons. The record is from RefSeq and is a predicted model, not a curated record. Gene Ontology annotation, biological process: mannose metabolic process. Bases 25 to 3057 code for a protein of 1010 amino acids.
CGGACUGUUCGGAGGUUUGCCGCGAUGGGGCUGCUGCCGCCGCUCUUGGGGCUGCUGCUCGGGGCCUCGGUGCUGCGGGGAGCUGCCGCCACAUGCGGCUACGAGGUGUUGAAGAACAUUAUCGGUUUGAAGUCCUGCCCAGUGACGAAACCUGACAUGCUGAACGUUCAUCUGGUCCCCCACACACAUGAUGAUGUGGGCUGGCUGAAGACAGUGGACCAGUAUUUCUUUGGAGUCCGCAAUGACAUUCAGCAUGCCGGGGUGCAGUACAUCCUGGACUCGGUCAUCCCACAGCUGCUGGCAGACCCCAGCAAGCGCUUCAUCUAUGUGGAAGUGGCCUUCUUUGCCCGCUGGUGGGGGCUGCAGACAGAAGCUAUGCGCCAGGCAGUGCAGCAGCUUGUUGCAGAAGGCCGCUUGGAGUUUGUGAACGGCGGCUGGUGCAUGAAUGACGAGGCCUCUGUGCACUACAGCGCUGUCAUCGACCAGAUGAGCCUGGGGCUCCACUUCCUGCAGAAGACAUUUGGCGAGUGUGGCCGCCCCCGGGUGGCCUGGCACAUCGACCCUUUCGGGCACAGUCGGGAACAGGCCUCCCUCUUUUCUCAGAUGGGCUACGAUGGCCUCUUUGUGGGCCGCAUUGAUUACCAGGACAAGGCCCGGCGCGAGGCCCUGAGGGAGAUGGAGCAGCUCUGGCGUGCGAGCGGCAGCCUGGACCCUCCUGCGGCUGACCUCUUCACGGGUGUCCUGCCAAAUGGCUACGACCCGCCCACCGCGCUCUGCUGGGAUCAGAUCUGCUCGGACAACCCAAUUGUGGAUGACGACAGUGAUGAGAACAAUGUGAAGGAGCUAGUAGCCUACUUCCAGGGAGUCGCCACUGUUCAGGCCAAAUACUAUCGCACCAACCACAUUGUCAUGACAAUGGGCUCUGACUUCCAGUACGAGAAUGCGCACCUUUGGUACACGAACAUGGACAAGCUAAUCAAGCAUGUCAACGCACAGCAACUGAGUGGGAGCCGCAUCAAUGUUCUCUACUCCACUCCAAGCUGCUACCUGUGGGAGUUGAACAAGGCCAACAUGUCAUGGUCUGUAAAAUAUGACGACUUCUUCCCGUACGCGGACGGGGGCCACCAGUUCUGGACAGGCUACUUCACCAGCCGCCCAGCUUUGAAAGGCUACGAGCGGCUCAGCAACAACUUUCUGCAGGUCUGCAACCAGCUGGAAGUGCUGGCUGGUAAACAAGCAAAUGUGGGGCCAUAUGGCAGUGCCAACAGUUCUGUGCUGCGCCAGGCCAUGGGAGUCGCUCAGCACCACGAUGCAGUGAGUGGGACGGCGAAGCAGCAUGUGACCAAUGACUACGCCAAACAGCUGUCCCUGGGCUGGGACACCUGCCAGAUUGUGGUCAGCAAUGCCCUUGCCAGUAUUGCCGGCAGCAAGGAGAACUUCAUCUAUUGUACCUACCUCAACAUCAGCGUCUGCCUGCUGACGGAAGGCGCCCAAAGCUUCAUCGUCAUUGCCUACAACCCUCUGGCGCGCCCCGUAGGCUGGAACAUCCGCCUGCCAGUGAAUGGAAGCCGCUACUCUGUCUUGGCCGCGGACGGCCAGGCUGUUCUGAAUGAGGUGAUCCCUGUAUCAAGUUUCACCCGCGCCGUACGGCGUGAUCAGGGCAGUGCCAUCAAUGAACUGGUGUUCCAAGCCUCCCUCCCACCAGUAGGCUAUACCACCUACUCCAUCUCCAGGUUGCCCGGUGGGCAACCAGUGCUCCCCAAGCCUCUGAAGAAGCUGCACCAUCAGCCUGGAGCAGAGCAUCUUUCCUGGUCGAUGGAGAAUGAGCAUCUCCGGGUUCUGUUUGACCCCAAAACAGGGCUCCUGAAGGAGAUUGAGAACCUGGACAAGAACAUCUCCUUACCAGUAUCCCAAAACUUCUUCUGGUACAACGCCAGUGCUGGGAACAUGGACAGUAGCCAGCCGUCCGGAGCCUACAUCUUCCGCCCCAACCACUCUGAACCGUUUGCUGUUGCUCACGGAGCCCGUGUGUCCCUUGUGAAGACCCAGGUGGUGCAGGAGAUGUACCAGAACUUCUCUGACUGGUGCUCCCAGGUGGUGCGCCUCUAUCCUGGGCAGCCCUAUGUGGAGCUCGAGUGGACAGUCGGACCCAUCCCCAUCCGGGACGGCCUCGGCAAGGAGAUCAUCAGCCGCUUUGAGACAAACCUGCAGACCGACGGGCUGUUUUACACUGAUGCCAACGGGCGCGAGAUCCUGCAGAGGAGGCGCAAUUACAGGGCCACGUGGAACCUGACCCAGACCGAGCCCAUUGCUGGCAACUACUACCCCGUGAACAGCCGCAUCUACAUCAAGGACCCGAAGAUCCAGCUGACGGUGCUGACGGACCGCUCGCAGGGGGGCAGCAGCAUCCUGGACGGCUCUCUGGAGCUCAUGGUGCAUCGGCGGCUGCUGUACGACGACCACCGCGGUGUGGGGGAGCCGCUGCUGGAGCCGGGGGAAUACUACGAUGGGCUCGUGGUGCGGGGCCGCCACCUCCUCCUCCUGGACACCACGGAGUCCUCGGCAGAGCAGCACCGGCUGCGGGCCCAGCAGGAGUUCAUGGCGCCCCAGGUGGUGCUGGCGCCUGGCAGGGGGCCGCCCUACCAGCCUGGCCAGGACAGCCUGAAGGAGUUUUCUGCCCUCCGGCACGCUCUGCCCUCCAACAUCCACUUGCUCACACUAGCCCAGUGGGAACCUGACUCCAUCCUCAUCCGACUCGAGCACCAAUUUGAACGUGGGGAGAGUGCCAAUGGCUCCAUGCCCGUUACCAUUAACUUGCUGAACCUGUUCUCUGUCUUCAACAUCAUUUCCGUGCAAGAGAUGAGCUUGGCAGCCAACCAGAAGCGAGAGAACAUGGACAGGCUCAUUUGGUGGCCAGCUGAAGGAGCAGCACAGCGGCAAUCAAGGAUUCACCUAGACCCAGCCCACAUCACGCUACAACCGAUGGAGAUCCGGACCUUCCUGGUUCAUAUUCAGCACCAAAUGAUGCCUGGGAGAGAGCUCAGAGGAGGGGACUAAUGUGCUGCCAUUUCAUCCCAUGCAUGUGGAGUUCGAGACGGCCUGAAGAGCGGCAGGACAUGGGAGCCUCCUGUGCCCCUUUCAAGAGGGAGCAAAGAGGUCGUGCUGCCUGCGGCAAGAGGGUGACUGACGCCUGACUGAGGCCUGGUAGCAGGACCCUGUCCUGAGCACUUUGCUGGGAUUUCUCUUCUGGUGAAUGAAAAAGGGAUCAUUGUUGAAAUGCCCUCCUCCUCCUUCAAGCGCACACAGAAGCCUGUACAGAAGUGCUGGAGUAUUUGGGCAAACUUAUGUGCAAUCAUUAACUUUUAAAUAAACCACUUAAGGAUA